AUGGUGUCCUACUCAGAUAUCAAGUCAAACAAUGAAUCGCUAGCUGCGAGCGGCGGCGGCCCAGUUGUAGCAUUUAUUGGCGGCACCGCUGGCAUCGGGCACGAAGCGCUUCUAGCUUUAUUGCGAUACACCGCUACACCCACCGUCUACUUUGUCGGGCGCGGAGAGUCUCGUCUCAACAGUCAGAUAGCCUCUGCUCAGAAACUCAAUCCGAAUGCAAAGCUGAUCCCCAUUCUCGCUAACGACUUGACGCUUGUCAAGGACGCCCAGAAUGCCGCUGACCAAAUUGCGGCACAGGCCCACCAUCUCGAUUUGCUCAUCACGUCGCAAGGCUACCUCAGUUUUAGCUCUAAGCCAGACUUCAGCCCCGAAGGGCUUGACAGGAUAACGUCGAUUCGAUAUCAUGCGCGCUUGCGCUUUGUGAUCACCCUACUACCUCUGUUGCGCAAGGCUCCCAGUCCAAGGGUAGUUUCCGUGUUAGCAUCUGGAAAAGAAGGGCCGUUGGAUCUCGAAGAUCUCGGCAUGACCAAGACGGGGAAUUAUAGCAUAGGGGCCGCUGCAGGUGCGGCCGUCAGCAUGACGACGUUGACGUUCGAGGAAUUGUCGAAGCAAAAGGAGAAUGAAAAGAUCGUCUUCAUUCAUAUUUUCCCUGGCCCCGUCUCAACGGGCCUCAAGGCCGUCGGUGGACCGCUACCUCUAACAUUCCUAUGGAACAUUCUACUAAAGCCUUUCUAUUGGCUGAUAGCAUACACCCCGCGCGAGGCUGGUGAGAGGGUCCUGUUUGCAGCGACAAACGGGCGUUUCCGAAAGUUGGGACCGGGAGUGAGUGGUGAAGGUACGUUGAUACAAGAGGGAAGUAAUGGCCACCAAGGAAGCGGAGUCUAUCUUGUGCAAGGAGACUCGAGCGUGGUCCCUGCAAAUGCGGCCUUGAAGAAGCUUCAAGGCGAAGGCGCCGGGGCCAAGGUGUUGCAGUAUACUCUGGACGAGUUCGAAAGGAUUUCCAAAUUGUAG
Messenger RNA from Exophiala aquamarina CBS 119918, 1011 nucleotides. RefSeq lists its product as uncharacterized. The record is from RefSeq and is a predicted model, not a curated record. NCBI's taxonomy places the organism in Eukaryota, Fungi, Ascomycota, Eurotiomycetes, Chaetothyriales, Herpotrichiellaceae. The coding region runs from base 1 to 1011 and encodes 336 amino acids. Gene Ontology annotation, biological process: secondary metabolic process. The transcript has a single exon.